AGAGAGAGAGAGAGAGAGAGAGAGAGAGAGAGAGAGAGAGAGAGAGAGAAUCAAAGGUAGUAAUAUAGUCUGAGUAACUGCAAGACACUCUUCAGUCUAUUAGUGCGAGGUCAGUAGCCUGCAUGUCUCAUCAUGACGAGGCUUUUCACUACUGAUCGAUAAGUUUCAUCAACACGUUCAUAGCUCUAUUUUUACUCCUGCGUUUCUUAUUGAUUUGAAAGACGACAUAAGUUCCAUAAAAUGACACUUCAUUCCUCACUGUCAGCACCACGCAGAAACUACACUUUGCGAUGCUGGCUUUGUGGGAAAGAAAUAGCCCGUUAAUGGACACAUGGCAAUCCUGCGACACCCCCCAAAAAUAAUGAUCACGUCGGCCGCAGGGUUCUCACCAAGGCCGCGACAGCCCGCCAGUACUCCGCAUGCCACUGUCGGCCUGAGACACCAGCGACGGGAUGGCGGACUCUGAAGUGAAGGUCAGCAGCAACUCUGCCUCCGAGGCGGUGACCCCUCAGAGCCUGGUGACAGAGGACCACGUACGAGCGGUCCUCGCCGCAGACAAAGGAGCCGAAGCGCGCCUCGCCGCCUGGAAGGUCGUGGACUUCACCAAGAAGGGCGACAACUACGCGUGUAUCGUGAGCAGCGUCGAGGUCACGUAUGAGCUGGGCGGCCAGAGCUCGGAGGCAUCCUACGUGGUGAAGCUCAACCCUUGCGUCAGCAAUCCGCUAGCAGAUGCAGUUAAUGAUAUAGCCUUUGUAAAGGAAGGGAAUUUCUACCUUGGCCUAAUACCGGAACUUAACUGCAUGUUAAAAGAAAUUGGUCAGAGGGAGAUAAAUUUUCCCAAAUGUUUCAAAGUUUGUCUGGAAAAAGGAAAAGAAUGCAUAUUCCUGGAAGACCUGCGCAGCAGAGGCUACAAGAUGAGCGACCGCAAGCAAGGCCUGGAUGAAGCACACACAACCCUGGUGCUGAGGGAGCUCGCCAGGCUCCACGCCGCCUCACUCCUGCUGCAGAAGAAGUAUCCCGGCGAGGACUUCAAUGAGAAAUACCCGUGUUUGCAAAAGGAUAUGCAUUACUUCAUGGAAACUUGUGAAGCCUUUGUUAAGUUAGUGAAUGACAGUUUGAAAUUUGCUCAAACAAUCUUAAACAAAGUGGGAGGAUACGAAAGAGCAGUCGCCUGGAUAGACACUCUCCUUCCCAGGUUGGUGGAUAUCAUCUACGAGCAGUUGAGAUUUGGCGAGCCGAAGGUAGUGUGCCACGGGGACUGCUGGAACAACAACCUUCUCUUCAGGUACGACAAGGCCGGCAAUCCCGAUAGCGUGAUGCUACUCGAUUUGCAGCUGGUCAGCUUCGGCGCCCCGACCCCCGAACUUAACUACCUCAUCUUCACCAGCCUGAGGGGGGAGGUCAGGAAGCCCAACCUGGAGGCCUUGCUGAACCGUUACCACAAUACCCUCACUGGCAUCAUGAAGAUAGCUGGCCACGAAGAGCCACUCACUCGAGAGGAGCUCCAAAAGGACUUCAAGAAGAAAAACCUCUUUGGCAUAAUCUUCGGAAUGAUGUCGGUACCUAUUGUGGUGAUGGAGGGCGAGGGCGAUGUUGACUCUUCUGAUGCCUCUGCUGACUACAUUGAAGAGCAGAUGUUAAAGACGAGGACCGAGGCGAUGAAGGCGCUGGACACUAACCCACUACUGAAGCCAAGGUUUUUGACAAUGUUCGAUGAGAUGAUGGAAUCCGGCCUGAUCCCAUGAGAGAGAGAGAGAGAGAGAGAGAGAGAGAGAGAGAGACGCCUUGCUGUAAGUUUUUACCAGAAUGAUGUAAAUCCAAUAAGAUGUUGGCUUGGGAAAUUGAUCAUAUGACCAAACCAUCUCUGAAACAUUACCUACAAAUAAACUAACAUUCACUGGUUGCAAACAUGAAUUAAUAUUUCCGUUGUUAUUAUAAAACCUACGAAACAAAACAUUUACGAGUAUAUGCAUAAGGAGCGAAGUUAAUGUUAGCAUUCAACCCGCGACCCCUCAGCCUCUCGUUGUCUCUGGUAUCGUCUAUAAGUUGAGCAUCACGUAGUUGGCAUCCUCCUCCACCUCCUCUUCCUCCUCCUCCUCCUCCUCCUCUUCCUCUUCCUCCUUAUUCGCCUUAAUGAUUACAGCUUUUACUUUCAUCUUCCUCCUCCUCCUCCUCCUUCUCCCUCUCUUCCUCUUCCUCCUCCUCCUCCUUAUUCGCCUAAAUCAUCACAUCUUUUACUUCCAUCUUCCUCCUCCUCCUCCUUCUCUUCCUCCUCCUCCUGCUCCUUAUUCGCCUUAAUUAUCACAGCUUUUCUCUCUCCUCUUCUGUAGCCUUGACAACAAAACAAACACCGGUGCAGUCAGAGUCAACUAAUCACUGCCCUGUCCGAGAGGAAUAAUACAACACAAUACUUUUUUAACCAUACCAUAAUCGUAAGUGGUAUCGACGAAGCAGGAUCAAUAGUCGGAAUUUUCAGACGCCGCCACCUCUCUCCUCAACUAUCUCCACAUGCCAGAAAUGAGAGCAGUGGGGUUGUAAUGCGCGUUGCUCUAGGUUCAUGAUGCAGAGGAAGGGUCAAACUACCACCAGAGCCAUAAAACUACCCCUGAAAAUGCCCACAAAUGCUACGAAACCCUUGUUAAACGUAUGUGUUAAGAAUACGGAGCUAAAUGUCUUCAUCUCAGGAAGAAACUAAUUUGGUUCAACUUGCCUUCAGCUGACUCGGAUUAUUAGACCGAAGCACUUACGAACAGAUCAAAACAGAAGACCUAUUCAAUGAUAAGCUAAAAAAAAAGUCUAUUGGUAGCCAGUCUAAGUCAUACAGCGUCACUACUCAAGUCAUAUGCCUCGGGUGGGUGACGUGAAUUCUCUCAGUAUAGCACAAUUGCUUAAUGAAGACUUCCCUCCGGCUCGUAACAAGGACAUCCGCCCAUCAGGAUAUGGGAGGGGCAAGAGAAGGGAGCUGUAUGGUAUGGCCGUGUCACAAGGCCGUCAGGCAAGGGGAUCACCACAUCACACCACUCAAGGGAGGAAAGUUCGGUUACUGAUACAUUUGCCGUCUAUCCAAUUCCCUUUUCCUUGUCGCUCAAUGCAUUCGUUACUAAAUAUGUUUAAAGACUUUGUGUGUUUGGAUGUCAGCAAAAGUUAGUGAUCGAGGCUUUGUUUAGGGUAUUGUAGAUUGUGCAACUGAACGAUACUAGAGAAAAUUGGUUGAAGGGAUUGAGAAUGAUAUUAUGAACGGAGCAAAUAAGAAAUCGUGUGGCUACAUUGAACGAUGAUGUUAUAUAAACUUAUCGGCUCGGUUUCAGGGUAUCAGCACGUCCCUUGUGUGUGCCAAGCGAAGCAUCUAAAGCGAACUACAUGCGAAGGAGGAGAAAUAAAAUAACUUGCAUUGCCACGCUAAUAACCUCUGACAUAUAUUGAUAAAUUUUGAUAAAUGUGAUACAAUGUAGGACUUUUGAAAUACAUACCUCAAAAGUUUGUAUAUAUGUAAUAAUGACGUAAUACACACACACACACACACACACACACACACACACACACACACACACACACACACACACACACACGUACAC
Molecule: messenger RNA, 3575 nt
Organism: Eriocheir sinensis (Chinese mitten crab)
Lineage: Eukaryota; Metazoa; Arthropoda; Malacostraca; Decapoda; Varunidae
Exons: 3
Coding region: 453-1745 (430 amino acids)
Source: RefSeq, a predicted model, not a curated record